This is a messenger RNA of Archocentrus centrarchus (flier cichlid), 1816 nucleotides long. It is a transcript of the gene uck2b, whose product is annotated as uridine-cytidine kinase 2b. The transcript has 6 exons. The coding region runs from base 105 to 605 and encodes 166 amino acids. Lineage: Eukaryota; Metazoa; Chordata; Actinopteri; Cichliformes; Cichlidae. Gene Ontology annotation, molecular function: ATP binding; kinase activity. The record is from RefSeq and is a predicted model, not a curated record.
GCCAGGACAGCUUUUACAAGGUGCUCACUCCAGAGCAGAAAGCCAAGGCGGUCAAGGGCCAGUUUAACUUUGAUCAUCCAGAUGCCUUCGACAGUGAGCUGAUCAUGCAAACACUGAGACAGAUCAUGCAGGGGAAAACUGUCCAGAUCCCAGUAUACGACUUUGUCACCCAUUCCAGGAAAGACGAGUUUGUUACGGUGUAUCCGGCUGAUGUGGUCCUGUUUGAGGGCAUCCUCAUGUUCUACUCGCAGGAAAUCAGAGAUCUGUUCCAGAUGAAGCUGUUUGUUGACACAGAUCCCGACACACGGCUGUCACGUCGAGUUCUGAGAGACAUCAGUGAACGUGGUAGAGAGCUCGAGCAGGUGCUCACUCAGUACAUCACUUUUGUGAAGCCGGCCUUUGAGGAGUUCUGUUUACCUACGAAGAAAUACGCAGAUGUUAUUAUUCCACGAGGAGCAGAUAAUCUUGUGGCCAUCAACUUGAUAGUACAGCACAUCCAAGACAUUCUGAAUGGCGGACCAAGCAAGCGUCAUAAUGGCUGCAUGAAUGGCCACAGCACACCACGGCAGCGGCGGGCCUCCGAGUCGAGCAGCCGGCCUCACUGACCCCAUCACACCUCUCUUCACAGAGCGGAGAGGGGUGUGGGAGGUCGCGCUGUAAGUAAUGCCUGUUGGCACCACUGUAUUUAAAAGAGAAGAAGAAGAAAUGCAAAGAGAAUUGAAAUGCCUUUUUAUUAUCAUGACUACUCUUGUUAUUGGUUAUUUCAUUGUAAUAGUUCAGAAUUAAAUUUUAUUUUGUCAUGAGGAUAAAGAGAAGCUCUUGUGAUGAUGAGGUCAUUGGUUUAAAAAAAAAAAAAAAAAAAAGAUCAAUGCAUUUUCUCCCCCUGCCUCUUUUUUUUUCUUUUUCUUUUCUUCAUGUAUCCCCUGCUGCUCCAUGAAAGUUCAUGCUUUUAAUGAAUAAAAAUGGGGAAUUCCCUACUUUUCUAUGUCUGAUAAAACUUGAACUCCCGACUCGUUGGGGGAAUAACUUGUUUAUGGUUCUAAGAAGAUGUGAAUUUGACCAGUCUGAUAAAUCAGGUGCACUCUGGAUGGAUUUGUACUGACAAUCUAGUGAGUGUUUCCUAUCAUUUUCAGUGUUUUAUGGUGUCCACACCUUCAUUUGUUUUUAUAUCUGUAACAGAAAACACUCCCACCCCACCCUGUAUCAGUUACUCUGUGCAAAAUAACACAACUACCAGAUCAAUGAAGCUAAACGCCAGAGAGUUCAACUGACCGCUCUGUAUCUAGUAAAACUGUUAAUUAUGGGCUUGGUUGUCCUCUCUAAAUGGCUCAUUCACACAUUGUAAUGGCUGAAGCUCACACAGGUAUUAUUUGAAGUGACAGAUUUUGAUUUGUGAGUAAAAUGUGAAAAUCUGUAAAUGACUUUCCUGUGUCUAUACUGCUCUCUGAUCUAGACUGUGCUCACAUUCACGUGGACACAGCCCUGUUGAGUCAAAGCUGGCAUGUGUAUACUCAGGUUGAUGAUGCCAAUGGAUUUAAAAUGCCAGAAAACAAUGUAAUAGAGCACUACAGCAAUAUCACUUAACCCAGGUGUGUGGCCAUUAACCACCGAGAUCUACCACAAUGCCUCUGUGAAGAUGCCUCAGGUUAACGUGUACAGUAAGUGUCCACACUUGCAGUUUCCACUAUGAGGUUACAAUAGAAAACAGCUGAUUCCAUUUUUUUAUGUUUAAUUGAAUGAUUUGUACUGUAUGCUGAAUAGACAAAGAUUUGUUUGGUGAUUUAUAAUUGAAUGGUCAAUAAACUGAUGCAGUUUA